Molecule: messenger RNA, 2094 nt
Organism: Brachypodium distachyon (stiff brome)
Lineage: Eukaryota; Viridiplantae; Streptophyta; Magnoliopsida; Poales; Poaceae
Product: glucuronokinase 1-like
Exons: 11
Molecular function (GO): ATP binding
Source: RefSeq, a predicted model, not a curated record
GUCCAACCCGGACGCCUGCCAUCAUCUCCGGCCCUCAUCUCCACUCCAACCCCCAGCAGCUGCGGCGGCGGCGAUGGAAGCGGAGCACAGGGCAUACGCGCGGGUGGGGCUGCUGGGCAACCCCAGCGACGUGUACGGCGGCAAGGUCGUCUCCUUGGCCGUCGCCGGCCUCUGGGCCACCGUCCGCCUGCGCCCCUCCGCCGAGCUGCUCAUCCAGCCCCACCCGCACCACGACCUCGUCGCCUUCCCCUCCCUCCUCGCCCUCGCGGAGCGGUUGCAGGGGCAAGGGUACUACGGCGGCGUGCGGCUGCUGAUGGCCAUCUGCAAGGUCUUCCACGGCCACUGCAGCCGCAACGGCAUCGCGCUCAAGGACGACAACUUCACCCUGUCCUACGAAACCAACAUUCCUCGCCAGGCCGGGCUGUCCGGUUCGAGCGCCAUCGUCUGUGCGGCUCUGAGCUGCCUCCUUGAUUUCUACAAUGUCAGGCAUUUGAUAAAAGUUGAGGUCAGGCCUACUCUGAUCCUCGAGGCCGAGAAAGAGCUUGGAAUCGUUGCCGGGCUUCAGGACCGGGUCGCGCAGGUUUACGGUGGGCUUGUUUAUAUGGACUUUAGCCAGGAGCAUAUGGAUAAGCUGGGUCAUGGCAUAUAUACGCCUCUAGAUGUCGGCCUACUGCCCCCUCUAUAUCUCAUCUACGCCGAGAAUCCAAGUGACUCUGGCAAGGUCCACAGCACUGUCAGGAAAAGAUGGCUUGACGGCGACGAGUUCAUAAUAUCAUCCAUGAAAGAAGUUGCGCAGCUUGCGGUUGAUGGCCGCAAUGCAUUGUUGCAGAAGAACUAUACCGAGCUCGCGAAGCUUAUGAACAGGAACUUUGACCUGCGGAGGCAAAUGUUUGGAGAUGACGUGCUUGGCGCAAUGAACAUAGAGAUGAUCGAGGUGGCCAGGAGCGUCGGCGCCGCGUCCAAGUUCACGGGCAGCGGCGGGGCGGCGGUCGUGCUGUGCCCUGACGGGGAAGCACAGGCGGAGCUCCUGAAGACGGUGUGCCGGGAGGCCGGCUUCCUCGUGGAGCCGAUCGAGGUCGGCCGGUCGGUGCUGACAGAGGAAGAGACGGCAAGCUUGUCAUUGUCAAAUUAUCUCAAUCCAGGACAUGAUCAGUAUGUCUACCGCCAUCCAAAUGGAUUGUGCGUGGUUGGUUUAGCCCCAGGCCAUGUUGCGCUGAAAGAAGAGGGGGGAAUAACUGCUGUGGACUUCAAUGUCGGGAAGACAGAUCGCAGUGAGAUAAAAGUCACAGGGAAACGUAAAAGAGUAAGUCUAUUAAUUCAUGGAUCUUCUCUGUUUGGUUAAUUAAUUGGCAGAUGAAUUAAUGUCCCUUUCAUAUUACAGAACGCACAACAUUUGCAAGAAAAUUCAGCACUAUGUAAAGUAUGCACAAAUGAUAAAUCUUUCAUAGUGAGGUGUUGUGUGAAAGGUUCACUUUUGGAAAUCAACGAUAGAUUGAUCAAACAACCGAAUCUGCUUAAUACCUCUUCUGACAGAGAAGGAUACAUAGCAAUCUUCAUGCCGAAACCAGUAGACUGGCUCAAAAUUAAGGAUAAAUUUCUUAGCUCCGAAGACUACAAGAGCUUGCGAGGAAUCAGUUGACACCAAAAGAGGAAUCCACACCGGUCAACUGCUUACUAUUUUUAACUAUGAAUGCGGGGCAGUCUCAGUCAACCAUUGACCUGAUCCUCGCACAUAUGCUGUUUAUCUUCUUUCAUAAUUUGAGAACCAAGCCAGUUACAGAUAACUCGUAUCUUACCGGUGCUGAUAUUCAUGAGCUAUUGAAGUCUCUUAUACUCAAACACUUGACAGCCUACCAAACUGGAGCAAGCUUUGAAAAUAGAAUCAUUUGAAGCUCAUAAAAGGUUGUGUACUUGACUCAACUGUGUAACUUGAUUGUUGCCCCGCAUGCAAUGCUUGAGAAGUGAAUGUCAGCCCAUUGAAUACAAAUGAGAAAUGAUGUCAGGUUGAUUUCUUCUCUUUUGGAUGCACAACAAUUCAUUUGUUUAUAACUUCAACUGGUUUCUGAAUCCUCUAUUUUGUGAGGAAAUAUGCAA